Neomonachus schauinslandi (Hawaiian monk seal) is the source of this 1279-nucleotide messenger RNA. It is a transcript of the gene C1QTNF7, whose product is annotated as C1q and TNF related 7. The transcript has 3 exons. Gene Ontology annotation, molecular function: protein binding. The record is from RefSeq and is a predicted model, not a curated record. Bases 38 to 907 code for a protein of 289 amino acids. NCBI's taxonomy places the organism in Eukaryota, Metazoa, Chordata, Mammalia, Carnivora, Phocidae.
UGGAAUAGAACUGAAAUGCCCACAAAGAAAGCCAAAGAUGUUUAUCUUGCUCUAUGUUACAAGUUUUGCCAUUUGUGCCAGUGGACAGCCUCGGGGUAAUCAGUUCAAAGGAGAGAGCUACUCCCCAAGAUAUAUCUGUAGCAUCCCUGGCUUACCUGGACCUCCAGGACCCCCUGGAGCAAAUGGUUCCCCGGGGCCCCAUGGUCGGAUCGGCCUUCCAGGACGAGAUGGUAGAGACGGCAGGAAAGGAGAGAAAGGUGAAAAGGGGGCUGCAGGUUUGAGAGGUAAGACUGGACCACUGGGCCUUGCUGGAGAGAAAGGGGACCAAGGAGAGAUUGGGAAGAAAGGACCCAUGGGACCAGAGGGAGAAAAAGGAGAAGUGGGUCCAGUUGGGCCUCCUGGAGCAAAGGGGGACAGAGGAGAGCAAGGGGACCCAGGGCUGCCUGGAGUUUGUAGAUGUGGAAGCAUUGUACUCAAAUCUGCCUUUUCUGUUGGCAUCACGACCAGCUACCCAGAAGAAAGGCUACCAAUUAUAUUUAACAAGGUCCUCUUUAAUGAGGGAGAGCAUUACAACCCUGCAACAGGGAAGUUCAUCUGUGCCUUCCCAGGGAUCUAUUACUUUUCUUAUGAUAUCACAUUGGCAAAUAAGCAUCUGGCAAUCGGGCUGGUCCACAAUGGGCAGUACCGGAUAAAGACCUUCGACGCCAACACAGGGAACCAUGAUGUGGCUUCGGGGUCCACAGUCAUCUAUCUGCAGCCAGAAGAUGAAGUCUGGCUGGAGAUCUUCUUCACUGACCAGAAUGGCCUCUUCUCAGACCCAGGUUGGGCAGACAGCUUGUUCUCCGGAUUUCUCCUAUAUGUUGACACAGAUUAUCUAGAUUCCAUAUCAGAAGAUGAUGAGCUGUGAUCAGGACUCAUGUCCUGAAUGUUCCAAGAUUCUUGUGGCAGACACUUUGAUUUAAUCUGGGGCCCUAGACGGUGGAGCAAGCAGAAACAAGAUCCAAAGAGACUCCCACUCAGAUUCCAAAGCACUUACAGAGAAUUCUAGCAGCAUCUAUUAAAACAAGCUGAACCACCAAAUGGUUGAAACCACACCAAAAUGAAUUCUAUAAAACAAUAAGCCCAGAUAAGAAUCCUCUCGAAAGCGAUGUUCAUAAAUAUUUAAACAAAUUAAAGACAAUGUUAACAAAUUUUCUAUUAAACUCCCUGAGUGAUAAAAUCAGCUGGCAAUGAUAUUGUCUCAUUAAAUCUUCAUAAAGUUACAUUUUUGCUUGCUACU